Molecule: messenger RNA, 3653 nt
Organism: Marmota monax (woodchuck)
Lineage: Eukaryota; Metazoa; Chordata; Mammalia; Rodentia; Sciuridae
Gene: Pla2g4b
Product: phospholipase A2 group IVB
Exons: 20
Coding region: 914-3268 (784 amino acids)
Biological process (GO): glycerophospholipid catabolic process
Cellular component (GO): cytosol
Molecular function (GO): calcium-dependent phospholipid binding; calcium ion binding
Source: RefSeq, a predicted model, not a curated record
CCAGACCCCUUGUCUGUGACAGCCUAUACAGUCCCUCAAUGAGAAAAAUGGACUGACCUCAGUCUUGUAACUGCCUGACUGGGCCCUCCUUGGCUGAAGGCCUCUAAUGCUAUUCGCAGGUUUAUCCUGGCCUGGUUUGCUCUUGUCCCCUGGCUCCAUGGCUGCAGGUGGGAUCUCUUGUCCUAGGGUAACCUCUAUUCUACAACAAGCACUGGCGGGAAGGGACAAAAACCCUACCCCUCCUGGGACAUCCCUCUGAGGAAAGAUUUGGUUUCCACACUCAGCCUCCCUCUGCACCCAUCUGAAGAGCAGGAAUGUCAACCUACCAGCCUUAUCCCCGGCCACCCAACUCCAAGGGUGGAGGCAAUCCAGACAUGGCUUUGAAGGGCUAUUUUAUGUGACAGCCACACCCCCUGCCAGUUGUGAUGGAGCCUGGGGUACUCCUCUCAGAUUGGCAAAGGGCUCCAGUCAGGACUGGGCAUUCCUGUCUUACUGGCGCUGGGAGGUUGUGCAAUACCCUGCUGCUGAAGAUGCUCAACUCCUCUGUUCACCACUGCUGUGGGACCCACUGUCUGCCUUCCUUCUGCUCAACACCUGACAGCACCUCUCCCGGAGCUCCCUCCUAUAAGUCAGGGCUGACUGGGGCAGGCCCAGAUGGUGAUGGCUGCAGAGUGGGACCUCGGGGAACCAGGGCUGACACAAGAGGGUGUCAGUGGCUCUGGGACAUGCUUAAGGUGCCUCAUUUCCUGGACAGGUGGUGGGUGUGGGCCUUGGGUGGAGUGAAAGAGGCAUAUGGGAGGGGCUGGGGAGGUGCUCGGGGCUAGCUAGAGCACCCUGUCUCUGGGUUAAAAGCUGGAAGUCCUUGGUCCUGUGGCUGCUGCCUCAUCAUUCCUGCUCCUGAGAACUUGGCCUCAUGGCUCUGGCAAAGGUGCCUGGCACCUGCCUGCUCACUGUGCGUGUCCUGCAGGCCCAUGGUCUGCCUUCCAAGGACUUAGUGACCCCCUCUGAUUGCUAUGUGACUCUGUGGCUGCCCACGGCCUCCAGCCACAGGUUUCAGACACGCACGGUCAAGAACAGCAGAAACCCCAUCUGGAAUCAGAGCUUUCACUUCCGAAUCCACAGCCAGCUCAAGAAUAUCAUGGAAUUAAAAGUUUUUGACCAGGACCUGUUGACCAAAGAUGACCCAGUGUUGUCAGUGCUAUUUGAUGUGGGGACCCUGCAGCCUGGGGAGUUUAGACAUCAGAACUUCUCGCUGAGCUCACAGGGUGAGGAGCGGCUAGAAGUUGAGUUUCAACUGCAGAGCCUGACAGACUGUGUGGAGCAGCUUAUCAGCAAUGGCAUCCUGGUGGCCCGGGAGCUCUCCUGCUUGCAUGUUCAGCUGGAAAAGACUGGGGACCAGAAGGGGUCAGAGACCAGAGUUCAGCUUGUAGUUCCAGGGGCCUGUGAGGGACUUCAGGAGGCCUCUGUGGGCACUGGCUCUUUCUGUUUCCAUUUCCCAGCCUGCUGGGAGCAGGAACUGAACAUCCAUCUACAGAAUGACCCUCAGGAACAACUGAAGGUGCCACUACAGACCCUGCCCACUGACCAGUUGGUGAGACUCAUCUUUCCCACAUCACAGGAACCCUUACUGAGGGUGGAACUGAAGAAAGAAGAAGGCCCACGAGAGCUGGCCGUGCGUCUGGGCUGCAGGCCCUGUGCAGAGGAGCAGGCCUUCUUGAACAGGAGGAAGCAGGUGGUAGCUGGGGCCCUGAAGCAGGCCCUGCAGCUGGACAGAGACCUGCGAGAGGAUGAGAUCCCAGUGGUAGCUGUUAUGGCCACUGGCGGAGGGAUCCGGGCAAUGACUUCCCUGUAUGGGCAGCUGGCUGCUCUGAAGGAGCUGGGCCUCUUGGAUUGCGUCUCUUACAUCACAGGGGCCUCAGGCUCCACCUGGGCCUUGGCCAACCUCUAUGAGGACCCAGAAUGGUCUCAGAAGGACCUGGCAGGGCCCACCGAGUUGCUGAAGACCCAGGUGACGAAGAGCAAGCUGAGUGUGCUGGCUCCCAGCCGGCUGCAGUGGUAUCAGCAGGAGCUAGCCGAGCGUGCCCGCCUGGGUCACCCAACCUGCUUCACCAACCUGUGGGCCCUCAUUAAUGAGGCGCUGCUGCAUGAUGAGCCUUGUGACCACAAACUCUCAGAUCAAAGGGAAGCCCUGAGUCGUGGCCAGAAUCCUCUGCCCAUCUACUGUGCCCUCAACACUAAGGGGCAGAACCUGACAACCUUUGAAUUUGCCGAGUGGUGCGAGUUCUCCCCCUAUGAGGUCGGCUUCCCCAAGUAUGGGGCCUUCAUCCCCUCUGAGCUCUUCGGCUCUGAAUUCUUCAUGGGGCAGCUGGUGAAGCAGCUCCCAGAGUCCCGCAUCUGCUACCUGGAAGGUAUCUGGAGCAAUCUGUAUGCAGCCAGCCUCCAGGACAGUUUGUACUGGGCCUCAGAGCCCAGCCAGUUCUGGGACCGCUGGGCCCAGGAUCGGGCCAGCCUGGACAAGGAGCAGGUGCCCCAUCUGAAGGUAGAAGAACCACCCACAAGAGCUGGCAGGAUUGCUGAGUUUUUCACUGACCUUCUGACGAGGCGCCCACUUGCCCAGGCCACUCAUAAUUUCCUACAUGGCCUCCAUUUCCACAAGGACUAUUUCCAUCAUCCUCACUUCUCCACCUGGAAAGCUACCAAACUGGAUGGGCUCCCCCAUCAGCUGACACCCAUGGAGCCCCACCUUUGCCUGCUGGAUGUCGGCUACUUUGUCAAUACUAGCUGCCCACCCCUCCUGCAGCCCACCCGGGAUGUGGACCUCAUCCUGUCACUGGACUACAAUCUCCAUGGAGCUUUUCAGCAGCUGCAACUCUUGGGCCGGUUCUGCCAGGAGCAGGGGAUCCCAUUCCCACCCAUCACACCCAGUCCAGAAGAACAGCACCAGCCUCAGGAGUGCCAUGCCUUCUCUGACCCUGCCCAGCCUGAAGCCCCUGCUGUGCUGCACUUCCCUCUGGUCAAUGACUCCUUCCAGGAAUACUCAGCCCCUGGGGUGCGGCGGACACCUGCAGAGAAGGCAGCUGGGGAGGUCAACCUCUCUCCUUCUGACUCCCCAUACCACUACACAAAAGUGACCUACAGCCCAGCGGACACAGACAAGCUGCUUCACCUGACACAUUACAAUAUCUGCAACAACCAGGAGCGGCUGCUGGAGGCCCUGCACCAGGCCGUGCAUCGGCGGAGACAGAAGCAGCAACACAGACCUGAGUGAUACCAGGGAGGUGUACUGGCUGGGCUCCCACCUGGUCCCUGCCAGCUUUGACUCUUUGAGCAUCACCAAAUGUUCUGGAGCUCUGGUGUCCAUGCAUAGCUCAACCAAGGUGUAUUCUGAGGAUCAUCUAGAGGUGGCAAUGAAGCCAGCAACGACUUUAUCCACAGCAUCCAGGCUAAAGCCUGUAAGCAGAGAGGCUGGACUCCCUUCCUCCUUCAGAAGGCUGGGAGUGAGGGGCCCAGCUCAUUGUAGCUGUAGUUAGGACCAGGGCUACCUUCUUUACAAAGGGGGAUGGGAUUUGGGGCUCAACAUUUCCAUGACAGCAGGGGGUAGAGAUGGGGAUAAAGUGGCCAAAUGGACAGAGUAAAGUGGAGCACUUUAUGUA